GCGGCGGCGCUUCCGCCUCGCGGGUCCGGGCCGGGUGCGAGCGGCCCCGCGAUGUGGCUGAGUCCGGAGGAGGUGCUGGUGGCCAACGCACUGUGGGUGACGGAGCGGGCCAACCCCUUCUUCGUGCUGCAGCGGCGCCGGGGCCACGGCAAGGGCGGCGGCCUUACGGGUCUUCUUGUGGGCACCCUGGACGUUGUGUUGGAUUCAAGUGCCCGCGUGGCCCCUUACCGCAUCCUGCACCAGACCCAGGAUUCGCAGGUCUACUGGACUGUGGCAUGUGGUUCUUCCCGCAAAGAGAUCACAAAACACUGGGAAUGGCUGGAAAAUAACUUGCUCCAAACACUGUCCAUCUUUGACAAUGAAGAAGAUAUCACCACUUUUGUCAAGGGCAAAGUACACGGCAUCAUCGCAGAAGAGAACAAAAACCUGCAGCCCCAGGGAGACGAGGACCCUGGGAAGUUCAAGGAGGCUGAGCUGAAGAUGCGGAAACAGUUUGGGAUGCCUGAGGGCGAGAAGCUGGUCAACUACUAUUCCUGCAGCUUCUGGAAGGGCCGAGUGCCCCGGCAGGGCUGGCUCUACCUGACGGUCAACCACCUGUGUUUCUACUCCUUCCUGCUGGGGAAGGAAGUGAGCCUUGUAGUGCAGUGGGUAGACGUCACACGGCUAGAGAAGAAUGCCACCCUGCUUUUCCCCGAGAGCAUCCGAGUGGACACCCGUGACCAAGAGCUUUUCUUCUCCAUGUUCCUCAACAUUGGCGAGACCUUCAAGCUCAUGGAGCAGCUGGCCAACUUGGCCAUGCGGCAGCUACUGGACAGUGAGGGUUUCCUGGAGGACAAGGCCCUGCCCAGGCCCAUCCGGCCUCACAGGAACAUCUCAGCUCUAAAACGAGACCUGGAUGCCCGAGCCAAGAACGAGUGCUACCGGGCCACAUUCCGGCUGCCCAGGGAUGAGCGGCUAGAUGGCCAUACAAACUGCACCCUAUGGACGCCAUUCAACAAACUGCACAUCCCUGGCCAGAUGUUCAUUUCCAACAACUACAUCUGCUUUGCCAGCAAAGAAGAAGAUGCAUGCCACCUCAUUAUACCCCUGAGGGAGGUGACCAUUGUCGAGAAAGCUGACAGCUCCAGUGUCCUGCCCAGCCCUCUGUCCAUUAGCACCAAAAGUAAAAUGACCUUCUUGUUUGCCAACCUAAAAGACCGUGAUUUCUUGGUUCAGAAGAUCUCUGACUUCCUCCAGAAAACUCCAUCCAAGCAGCCAGGCAGCAGCUUUGGAGGGAGGACAGCCAGCGUUGCAGACCCAGGCCCAGAGUCUUCCUCAGCUCCUCAGGAGGCAUCAGCCCAGUCCACCAGCCCGGCCUCUCCCCUCAGCAGCUGCCAGAGCUUCUGUGCACAGAAGGCACCAACCACUUCCCAGGGCCUGCUCAAACUCUUCCAGGGAAACUCGCCCAUGGAGGACCUCGGAGCCAAAGGGGCCAAGGAGAAGAUGAAAGAAGAGUCAUGGAACAUCUACUUCUUUGAGUAUGGGCGAGGCAUGUGCAUGUACCGCACGGCCAGGACACGGGAGCUAGUCCUGAAGGGCAUCCCUGAGAGCCUCCGGGGGGAGCUUUGGCUUCUCUUCUCUGGGGCUUGGAAUGAGAUGAUGACUCACCCUGGCUACUACACCGAGCUGGUAGAAAAGUCUAUGGGGAAGUGUAGCCUGGCAACGGAAGAGAUCGAGAGGGACCUCCACCGCUCAAUGCCUGAGCACCCCGCUUUCCAGAAUGAGCUUGGGAUUGCUGCACUCCGGCGGGUGCUGACUGCCUAUGCUUUCCGAAACCCCACCAUUGGCUACUGCCAGGCGAUGAACAUCGUGACCUCAGUGCUCCUGCUAUAUGGCAGUGAGGAGGAAGCCUUCUGGCUCCUAGUGGCCCUUUGCGAGCGCAUGCUGCCCGACUACUACAACACCAGGGUAGUGGGAGCCCUGGUGGACCAGGGCAUCUUUGAAGAGCUCACAAGGGACUUUCUGCCCCAGCUCUCGGAGAAGAUGCAGGACCUGGGGGUGAUCUCCAGCAUCUCACUAUCCUGGUUCCUGACCCUCUUCCUCAGUGUCAUGCCAUUUGAGAGCGCUGUAGUCAUUGUUGAUUGCUUCUUCUAUGAGGGCAUCAAAGUGAUCCUGCAGGUGGCCCUAGCCAUCCUGGAUGCCAACAUGGAGCAGCUGCUAGACUGCAGUGACGAGGGCGAGGCCAUGACCGUGCUGGGCAGGUACCUGGAUAAUGUGGUCAAUAAGCAGAGUGUUUCUCUUCCUAUUCCACACCUCCAUGCCUUGCUGACCAGCGGGGAUGACCCCCCUGAAGAGGUGGACAUCUUUGAGCUUCUGAAAGUGUCUUAUGAGAAAUUCAGCAGUCUGAGAGCCAAUGACAUUGAACAGAUGCGGUUUAAACAGAGACUGAAAGUGAUCCAGUCCUUGGAGGACACAGCCAAGAGAAGUGUGGUCCGAGCUAUACCUGUGGACAUUGGUUUCUCAAUUGAAGAGCUGGAGGACCUCUACAUGGUGUUCAAGGCCAAACACCUGGCAAGCCAGUAUUGGGGGAGCAGCCACAUGGUCGCCAUUCGUCGGGACCCCAGCCUUCCAUACCUGGAGCAGUACCGGAUUGAUGCAAGCCAGUUCCAGGAACUCUUUGCCAGCCUGACACCCUGGGCCUGUGGCUCCCACACCCAUGUGCUGGCAGGGCGCAUGUUCCGGCUUCUGGACAAAAAUAAGGACUUACUGAUCAACUUCAAGGAGUUCGUGACAGGGAUGAGUGGGAUGUACCAUGGAGACCUGACAGAGAAACUCAAGGUGCUCUACAAGCUACACCUUCCCCCAGCUCUGAGCCCUGAGGAGGCUGAGUCAGCCCUGGAGGCAGCCCACUAUUUCACAGAGGACAGCUCCUUGGAAGAAGCACUACAACCAGAAGAGCGAGAAGGGAGCAGAAAUGAAGAUGUCCGAGAAAAAAGAGGAGAGGAGAAGGCAACCAGCCCUCCAGACUAUCGUCACUAUCUUCGAAUGUGGGCCAAGGAGAAGGAGGUUCAGAAGGAGACGAUCAAGGAUCUUCCCAAGAUGAACCAGGAGCAGUUUAUCGAACUUUGCAAGACCCUUUACAACAUGUUCAGUGAAGACCCCAUGGAGCAAGACUUGUACCAUGCCAUUGCCACAGUGGCCAGCCUCCUCCUCCGUAUUGGUGAAGUAGGAAAGAAGUUCUCGGGCAGGAAGCCCAGGGACGGUGCCCACAGUGGGGACCACGAUGUUGCCACAGAAGACGAGCCAUCAGCACAUGAGCCCCAUCAGGAUGCAACCCGGGAGGCCCAGCCACCAGCUGGAGGAGACCCCCAGGCCAAAGCCGGUGGUGACACCCACCUGGGAAAAGCACCACAGGAGAGCCAGGUGGUGGUUGAGGGGGGCAGUGGUGAGGCACCUUCUCAGCUGUUAUCCGAUGAUGAGACCAAAGAUGACAUGUCCAUGUCCUCCUACUCAGUGGUCAGCACAGGCUCCCUGCAGUGUGAGGACCUCACUGAUGACACGGUGCUGGUGGGGGGUGAGGCCCGCAGCCCCACAGCACAUAUUGGAGGCACCGUCGACACUGACUGGUGCAUCUCCUUCGAGCAGAUCCUCGCCUCCAUCCUGACAGAGUCUGUGCUGGUGAACUUCUUUGAGAAGAGAGUAGAAAUUGGACUUAAGAUCAAGGACCAAAAGAAGGUGGAGCGACAGUUCAGCACCUCCAGUGACCAUGAGCAGCCUGGAGUUUUGGGCUGACCUCUGCAGCUGCACAGGCCCUGCCAAGGCCUCGUCUGCUCAUGCCUUCCUUUCCAUUUUUCCUCUCAAGGCAUACUGUUCCUUUUCUCCCUGGAGCUGAGUGUUGUGGGUGGAAAGACAGCUGAAGGAGGCACAGAAGCCUUAGAUUCCUUGGGGUUGCAUCUCCUGGCACCAGCUGCUUCCAGGGCCCAGGAAAAAGGUGGUGCCCCCACCUUCCUCUUUGCCCAGUGGGAGCCCGCCUGGCACCCAGCCACGCCUGCGUAGUGUUAGAGGCUCUCAGAUCCACUCUACUUGCCUCCUGCUGCUGUGUCCCAUAAGUGGCCUGGCCACACACAGUCUCCCACCCACAGGAUACUGUCUUGCAGCUGUGUGGUCCAGGGUCAUGGGCUUGUUUGGGCACCAAAGUGACAGAAGCUUCAGGGUACUCUCUGGGAGCCCUUGAGCCUAAGCCUACUGACUGAAGAACACAGACAAAAAUCAUCACAGGGUGGCUACUGCAAACAGGCAUGACAUUAUGUGCUCUCUCAGUUCAUUAUCUUACUGUUAACUUUAAGCGCAUAUCCCUCAGGUCCUAAUAUCUUUCCUUGGAUUUAUUUCAGUUGGCUAAAAAUUACACUGUGCUCAAUGCCUUAAUAAAUCCCUAAAAGAAAUAAAAUCCACACUGUGUACAGUGCCUUACUGUGGCCCUUGCACACUGCUUUUAGACCUCUUAGCUUCUCCCAGGGCCAGGUACAGGGCCUGGGCUGUGUUCAGAAAGUUGGAAGACAGUCCCCCAGAUGGGGUGGGGAGUGCAAUCCUUGCCAGAUUGGAUGUGGCAAUAGAAGGUGCUGGUGCAGGCUGGGCAGGGCCUCUAUUGACCUGUGAUGAGGGCCACCCUGAUCCCUACCCAUCUCUUUGAGUGGGAAGCUAUGCAGGAAGUUGAGUCCUUGGGGCUGGGCCACAGAAAGUCAUUGACCCUGAGGUUUAGGAACCAGACUGUGGGGCCACAGGCUGAGCCAGAGUAGGGCUGAGUCACAAGAAGCCCUCACUUUGCAACAAGAGCUAAAGCUGAUCAUUGGUGUCCAGUGUUUUGCCCACACACAGGGCUGCUCCUGCUUCUAUUAUAAGAUACAGCAGUCUCCCCUUUAUGCCCAGGGAAUAUGUUCCAAGUCCUCUGAGUGGGGGCCUGAAACUUCAAAUAGUCCUGAGCCCUAUAUAUACUGUGUCUUUCUUAUACAUGCAUACCUAAGAAAAAGUUUAAUGUAUGAAUUAGGCACAGUAGGAGA
Molecule: messenger RNA, 5036 nt
Organism: Otolemur garnettii (small-eared galago)
Lineage: Eukaryota; Metazoa; Chordata; Mammalia; Primates; Galagidae
Gene: TBC1D9B
Product: TBC1 domain family member 9B
Exons: 21
Coding region: 52-3771 (1239 amino acids)
Molecular function (GO): calcium ion binding
Source: RefSeq, a predicted model, not a curated record